AUGUUAAGAUUUACAUAUUUCCUCGUGUGCUACACUCUUCUAAUCAACAGUUGUCAUGGUUACGGAAGUCCAUUUUAUGAAUCUGGUUACCGUCCAGGUCCUGGUUACGGUCCAGGUUCAGGCGGUAAACCAAAAUAUCGAUUUGAUAUAGCUAUCGCCAGUUUUGUGAAAGAACCAACUGUUGGCUCAGUAUGGUUUACACCACGAGGAGAUUUCAUGUACCUUAAUGGAAGUGUUGCUGGACUGCCUGCUGGAAAAUUAUUAGGUGUACAUGUACACCAGUAUGGAGGUCUUGGAAAUAAUUGUAAUGAUGCUGGUCCACAUUUCAAUCCAUUCAAACAGCGUCAUGGUGGACGAACAGGUUAUCCAAGACAUGCUGGUGAUCUGGGAAAUAUUCCAGUGGAUCGAAAUGGAGUCAUGCAUUUCAACCUUUAUGUCACUUUAAAGGGAUUAGGACCAUUUAAUGGAUUUAUUGGACGAGCUCUUGUUGUACACGAAAAUACUGAUGAUCUUGGCAUAUUUCCAGAUGAAGGAAGUAGAACAACAGGAAAUUCAGGUGGUAGAUUAGCAUGUGCUACAAUUGGAUAUCGUGCUCCAUAA
This is a messenger RNA of Trichobilharzia szidati, 600 nucleotides long. Lineage: Eukaryota; Metazoa; Platyhelminthes; Trematoda; Strigeidida; Schistosomatidae. The record is from the annotation of a GenBank genome assembly.